This is a messenger RNA of Strongylus vulgaris, 249 nucleotides long. Lineage: Eukaryota; Metazoa; Nematoda; Chromadorea; Rhabditida; Strongylidae. The record is from the annotation of a GenBank genome assembly.
AUGCUUCCCAUGCAGACCAAGACAGGUCAAGGCGAACCCUUCAAGAACAUGCGGCUGACAUGCAGUGAAAACGGAGUCCACAUCAGUGCUCAUACUAAUGCAACAUUCGAGUCGCCAGAAAGUUUCCUCGCGUCAUUCCUCCGGAAACACCUUACACGACUACACGAUGUCAAUCAAAUGGAUGGCGGAACAACAUCUAUCCGUGAUGAAAACAAAGUGCCCGGCUUUGAACUUUGGGGAAAACAUUGA